Molecule: messenger RNA, 9011 nt
Organism: Cydia fagiglandana
Lineage: Eukaryota; Metazoa; Arthropoda; Insecta; Lepidoptera; Tortricidae
Exons: 44
Coding region: 103-7371 (2422 amino acids)
Biological process (GO): autophagosome maturation
Cellular component (GO): cytoplasm
Source: RefSeq, a predicted model, not a curated record
UUCCACAGUGUGUUGUUGUGUUAAUUGUAAAUAUUUAGGUGAUGUGUUUUAGAAACAAAGAAGUCUUAUUUGUAAUAAGAUCCUGAGGAAUUCCAAUAAAAAAUGGCGACCAUGAUGAAGGAGAAGCCUCGUGCGAAGAAGAAAAGCAAAGAGAAACGCGUUACAAGUACUGAGAUACCUGAAGCUGUGCCUUCUACAAGCAAUGUGCCAUUAGUUGAAGAGAAAAUUCCUUCUGCUGAAGCCAAUAUUGAACAAGUCGAUAUGCCUUCUGAUCAAGCUGUUAUUGAGGAAGAUAUAGUCGAAGAUACAGAUUUACCCUGUAUAUCUACUCAUGAACAGUCUGUAUUAAGUUUAAAAGAAUCAGCUCAAAAAGAAAUUUUAAAAGAAACAGAUCAAAGCUCAGUUCCAAUUGCAGAAACACCUAAAAUACAGGGUCAAGCAAGUAUAGAAAAUCAAAUAUCACAAAGUCAGUCUUUAGAUCCAACACAAAGUGCCUAUAAAGAUGUGUGCCAUAGUCUAGAUAUAAUCACUCUUAAAGAUGUUCCAGUGUCUGAUUUAAAUAUAGAAGAACUGGAAAAUAAAUUAAAAGAAUCAGCUUAUGUAAGUCAAGGCACUGACCAUAUCCAAUCAGUUGAAGAAACCACUGAAAAUAUAUCAACUGGUGUGAUAGGAAAUGUAGCGCCAUCAGCUCCUAUAUUUGAAGAAUCAAUGAUUCCCGAAACACCCGAGGAACUUCAAACGGUUCAUGAAGUAAGGCUGGAAAAAUUACAAUGUAUGCCCUUAGAAGUGGCAAUGCACAUAUUUGGUGGGAAAGAGAUGGCAGAGGUGAGGGAGAUGAGUGAGAGAGAGGAAGCUUUGGCAGAAGGAGGGAAGGCAUUGAGGCCGGAACACCCUUUGGUGGACUUGUUGUCAACAUACAGAUGUUCAGCCAUAAAAUUAGAACAAGAAAUGGAAAAGGUUGCCAAAGGAUACCAGGAUGAGGAGAAAAGCAGAGCAGCUCUAUGGAAAGUGGAGAAGAAGACAGUGUCCGUUACACAGAAGUGUGGCCAGUGUGAGCGCAGCAUCUCUUAUACAGGGACCUACGAGCACGCUACGCUGCUAAAGGAGAAGCUUCCUGCCGCUCAGCUUCGCUUGGAGGGCCUGCUGAAAGACGUGAACGAGUCGUAUUGCACGUACCAACACCAAGCAUUGCUGGCUUACUAUCAGAUAGAAGAAUUCAUAUCCGAAACCGUCCAAGGCAACGUUGGAGACAUCAGAGAAGCCCUAACCCUAGUACUUCAAGAGUUGCGCGCGAGCAGCUCCAUUACCUGUCUCAAGAUGGAGUACUUCACGGACUCCUUGAAGCGCUGGGCGCGAGGGCUGUGUGGCGCUUUGCUGGCUAAGAGUGAUGUGAGACAGCUACUGUUCCUGCUUCACCAGCUAUUCAGGCAAACUCAUUCAGUGCGAUGGGCGGCCCCUCUGAUUAGACUCCCCAUGUGUGAUACCAGCGACGCGGCGCGGGCCCUGGCCAUAUUGGAUUUGAUGCUGUCUGCACCGGUCUUGGAGACAGCUAAGGAGUGUACUGAAGAGAACGAGGAGAUGUGGGAGGAGGUGGACCGGCACGGAGGCGCCGGGGCCGUCAGCGAAGGCGCCUUGAGAGAGCAGGACCUGCUGGCGUUGCUGAAGGCGUUCCCGCUGCGGGCGCUCGCGGCGCGGCUCGCGCUGCUACAGCGGACUGACAUAACCCAAACCCGUCCAUACGAAUGGGACCACGUAGCGCGGGACGUGCUCCGCGCGUGCUGCGGCGUGCGCGCGCUGCUCGCCGUGCUCGCGCGCGCCGUGCGCACGCGCGCCCCGUACCCGCGCCUGCGCGCCGAGUUGCGCGCGCUGGGACACCACGCUAUGUGGGCUGUAGCAGACCUGCAUAAACAUAACCGAGACUCGUACCCCAAAGAACUGUCAAACCAAAUCGAAGCCGAACUGGAAGCCAUAUUCACCGCGGGCUGGCUGCUCGAGACCACGGAGCCCUCGGGCUGCGAGGCCCCGCCCGCGACCUUACUGCGGCCUACGGUCCGCCAGGCCUACUGUGUGGCCCUGAUGACCCACGUACACGAAAAGCAACCACUGGUGAUAGACUGUCUCUCGCUAUCGCUGUCUCUUUCGUGCGGGCAGUGCGUACACGUCGCUUCUCAAGUCGCGAGUUGCGAGGAGAGUGCAGAGAUACCGGCCAUGGUCGUCGAUUUCCUUGUACAGGUGGCACUGAAACCAAAGAGGCGCUGCAACGGCGCGUGUAUAGACGCGGCCCGAGAGUGCCUCCCCAAACUGCUGUCCCGACACGAGUACUUAUAUACCAGGGCGGUGCAUAGCAUAGCCUACGUUCAUCAGUUGGAACCACUGCAACCAACGGCGGCCAUUUUGAAACCGUUUUGCCUUCAACAAUGGCGGCCGUCGACGGGCGAGAUAAGCGCCGUGCUCGACGACUGGUCGCAACGCAGCCCGCAACUGUUGCCGUGUCUGUUACAAGAACUCAGUUAUACACCCUACGAUGGGCUGUCACUGGAGUCGCAGCUGACGAUUGGCUCGUGGUUGUGCGGUUUGCCGUCGCCCGCGCCGGACUGGGCCUGGAACGUACUGGUGCGACUGCGCGUACACAGGUCUUGCUGGCGCCUCCCGCUGGACGCCCCUCCACCUGAGCACACGCAAAACGUAUUCGCGGAGGCCUACGCGGUGCUGUCCAGUUCUUGGGGACAUUCAUUACCACUGAUCUGCGAGUACGGUGCUCCCGCGCUGGUCCGCGUGGCGGGCGCGCGCGCGCCGGUGGCCGCGCACGCGCUGCCGCUCGUCAUGGCCGCCAUGAUGCACUCGCCAGCGUCCGUCUCGCUCACACCACAGUUUUCAUCGCUGACUAGCACGUUACUAGCGCCGCCGCAGUCGCUAGUGCAGUGGGCGCGCGGCGAAAAGGCCGCCACGCCCGACAUCCUGCUGAGAAGGAUGCUGGCUCAUGUAGAAAAUCAGCCUUCCCCAGCGGCCCGAGAAGCGGCAGUGUCGACGUGGCUACAAGCGCUAUGCCACACGGGGCUGUCGGGCGCUCCGCUGGCGGCCGCUGAUGCUCUGCUACUGACUACGCCCAACUAUAACAUACAGGAGGCGCUAAACCCCGAAGUGAUCUCCCAUUUGGUCUACAAUGCUGCCCACGCGCCGCUGACCUGCGCAAGCGCGUUGCUCGCGGCGCACGCGCACCAUGAACUGCCCAUUCUGUUCCCGAGACUGCUGCAACUACUGGCGGAACAACGCGCACAUGGACAGAAGAUACACGUCGACAAUGCUCUGAAGGGUGCCGCUUUGGAUGAGACAUACAGGGUAAUCUCCCAUUUGGUCUACAAUGCUGCCCACGCGCCGCUGACCUGCGCAAGCGCGUUACUCGCGUCGCACGCGCACCAUGAACUGCCCAUUCUGUUCUCGAGACUGCUGCAGCUACUCACAGAGCAACGCGCACAUGGACAGAAGAUACACGUCGACAAUGCUCUGAAGGUGGGUAUACAGGGUGCCGCUUUGGAUGUGACAUACAGGGUAGCAGUAAGCGAAGUAAUCUCCCAUUUGGUCUACAAUGCUGCCCACGCGCCGCUGACGUGCGCAAGCGCGUUACUCGCGUCGCACGCGCACCAUGAACUGCCCAUUCUGUUCCCGAGACUGCUGCAGCUACUGGCGGAGCAACGCGCACAUGGACAGAAGAUACAUGUCGACAAUGCUCUGAAGCAAAUAGGAUGCGGUAUCACCUCGGAUGAGCUGGUAAUACAUCAAACUGCCGCGGCCCUGCUCGCGCCGGCGGGGUAUCCAUCUCUGCCUCUGUGGCGGCUGCUGAUGCAUUUGUAUCUCCACUCGUCCAAUAUCUCCUCAGACCCAGCGCCAGUCGGACCUCUAUUCUUCUCCGGCCUCGUCAAAUCCCGGACCCUAGCCCAACUAAAGAAACGUCUGCACGAAACCAUUCUCUACCACCACAAUCAAUUUGAAAUCUUCAAAACCUUAUUGAACCGACCUAAGCCUAAAGAUAAAGAAUCUAAGUCUAAGUCUAGCUCACCUGAGACGUUGUUACCGACGACUUGUAUUGGCGAUUUGACGGGUAGUGAGAGUGAGACGGAUAGUGAGGUAGAUGAUGUGUCGGAGAGUGAGGAGAGGAGGAGAGUCAAUGUUAAUAUGUUGGCGUACCAUGAGGGUGCUGAAAAGAUGCUACGCGAAUACAGUUGUUGGCUGGAGGCGGGCGACAGGUUGCGGGCCACGCCGCACCACGCUGAUAUUGCUCGCUUCAUACCGGCCGCUGCCUUAAACACGGCGUGGGCGGAGCAUCUAAAUUCUAUCCGUCCCGCUCGCUCCAAUGAGGAUGACGAUUUGCGAGCCCCGAGACGACCAGCUUCUCCCGAGCCCCCUCUAACACCGCUCCAGAGCGCCGUGCAGCGGAUUUUUAGAAUCAAAGACCUAUCUGAGAAGAGGGCGAAGGUACUACAAAUCACGUCGCCAGUGGGUGACGUAGACUUCGACCACCCGCGUCAGCUUUAUAUGCUAGUCGACAAGCAUUUGGCCGCCGUGGAAACCUUUGCCAGACAGUGGUCUUCGGACGUCAAUCGCGUCGCAACAUUGGACACCAAGCUAUGGCCGCUAGUCUCUAGUCUACGUUACCGGAAAACGCUACCGUCUGUGCGCAAGACCUGCCCUAACAAAUGCGGGGUCGUCGUGCUAGAGCUACAGUGGUGUUCAGAUGUGAAUCGCGUCGCAACAUUGGACGUCAAGCUGUGGCCGCUGGUCUCCAGUCUACGUUACCGGAAAACGCUACCGUCUGUGCGCAAGACAUGCCCCAAAAAAUGCGGGGUAGUCGUGCUAGAGCUACAGGGACGUUGUGAGUGGCCCAUUUCAGAAAACGCCACUCGAGGACUGACGGAAAACAGGUCCAGUGCAAAAUCAGCACUGCGCGAGUUGCUACGCGCACGUCCCAAUGAAGCCAAGACAGUUGCCGCUUUAAACACUAUUGCCAGACGCAUCAACACCCGCGAGACAGCCGUGAACGUGGCGCAGCGCGUGUGGGCCUGCGCGGGCGCCGUCGCCGACUGCUGCGCGGCGCACGAGGCCCUCACCGCCGUGCUAGAAUUACUGGCCGAUAGAUGGAUCUGCUCGGACCCCGGCGCAUUGACAGCGCUGGUCCCGCAAUGGUGCGCGCACGCGUCGUCGCCGGCGCAGCGGGCGCUGUGCCGCGCGCUGCUGGGCCGCGCGGGCGCGGGCGCGGGCGCGGGCGCGGGCGGGCCCACGCUGUACGCGGCGCUGCUGCGGGCGCUGUGCGGCGCGCGGCCCUGCGAGCCGCAGCGAGCGUUCAGCUACCUCUCCAAGUUCGACUUGACACGAUCAGUAGAGGAGUCAGCGCGCAGCGAGAUGUUGGAAGCGGUAAUGAGUGCUGCGCAGCGCUGGGGCCGCGAGCCUGAUCCCGACUUACACGUACUUCUAGAGUUAAUCGGCGUCCACAUAAUAAACCUCACAACGGCAGCGCAGCUCCCCACAGUGACCCUAAAUGCAGCACGCGCGGCCGCAGCGGGACAUUUGCCACCCAUGAGCUUAGGGCACGUAGCGCGCGCCGCUGUGGUGGCCAAACACGUGCCCUUUGACAAGCUGGGUCAUCUACUUCGUGAGCUGGGCGUGCUAUGGUGGCGCGCGCGCGCCGAUCUCCAAACCUCGAGUGCUACGUACCACGCGUCGCACGCCGAGCACGUGGCGGCGUUGCAGCACGCGUUGCAGCGCGCGUUCGUCGCACAGGGUGUUGCGCUCAGCUACGCACCCGAGAGAGUGGCCGUCUACGCGUGGUCAGCCCUACAAGAGUCGUGGUCGGCGUGGGUGUCCCCGCACCCCUCCCUGCCCCCGCUGCUGUCCGGCGAGCCCUACGCCACCAUGCUGAAACACUUCGUCGACAACAUACACCAGUGCAUGUUGGACUGCCCAGGUUGUGAAGAGCACCUCCUAAGCCAAGUGUGGGAGUGGACGAUCCAGGUUUACCUGAAUGUGACCAGUGCUCCGGCGGCUGCCAGAGACAGCCGAGUCCAAUUGUCGGAGCUACUGGCCCAGCUGGGCAAGUUACCCUGGAGUGAGCACCAGUGGCCCGGCGCUAAUUGUCUUCCCGCUGCGCUGCAGAUAAGCACAAGCACCGACUUGGAGAUACAAACAUGGCUCGCAGACACUUUUCGAGGCGUCGAAGCCAGCACCUGGUUACGCGGCGCUCAAGACUGCGACAUCGCGCCUCGAUUGGCCGCGUUGCUGCAACUGUUCGCCGGACCGUUACGGCUACGGACUGAGACGUUAGAGCAAGCUGUACACCUGCCGUGGCAGCGGCUGCCAGAAGUGGCGUUGGACCAGGCGCUGCAGCGGUUCUUCGUCGAUCACCACAACCCCCAGCAUCCGUACCACGACACGCCACAGUUUAGGGUAAUAUUAGCGGGCAGCGGUCUGGAGCCAGCCUGCUCGUGCGCGCGGUCGCGGCGCGCGUGCGCCGUGUCGCAGUGGACGCGCGCCGCCAGCGCGCCCGCGCUCGCCGGCCAUGUCGGCUCGCAGGCGCGCGAGCUGCUGCUCCUGCUCGCUGCACAAGAACCAUAUGUGGAGGAAGGCAGUGACGAGCUAGAAGAACUCUUGUCCCGUGCUGUGGUCAUCAUGUGUAUGGAACCGGCCGCUGCCGAGGCUCUGCCGGUGUGGGUAAAAUGGGUCGCCGGCGCCACGCCGCGGAUGCUCAGAGCAAUGUUGUCGGCGGCGCGAGCCCUCACCACCCUGGAUUACUUCGGGUCGAUCGCCGACGCCGCCGCUGCUGCCUUCAUGACUGCGGGCGGCACAUGGCAUGAGAUAUCUGCCCGCUGGCGCGGCUGCGCGUGGGCGGAGCCCGGGCCGCUCCUGCAGCGCGGGCGGCUGCACGCUGCCUACGCGCUCGCGCACACUUCGCCUUUCAGCCCCAACGACCUGGCUUCUGUCGCUAAUUUCGCCACCAAAGAGCUGAUAAUAUCAGUAUGGAUCUGCGCACUAUGCCGAGCGGCGCUGAGUUCUGGCGCUGACACUGACGCGGCACGAACGCAACUCUCGCGAUGGGCCGAGCCGCCGCGCAUGGCCCUCCUGCGGGUCCUGUCUAACGCCGACGAACCGACCAACAAACACCGCCUCCUCUGCCGGCUAGCGCUCUGCCUCAUCACGCCCAACUCGGACCCCGGGAACCUCCUCCGCGCCCAAGAAGCCUGCCCCGCCGUCUCUCAAGCAGACCUGAUGUCCUGGGCCAAGACGCCGAGUAUAAAACAUAUGGCGAAGUGUGCUGCGGCCCUGUUUCCUGGCCACGAUAAUUAUUUCGCUGAAGAAUUGAGACUGGCUGAUGAUUUGUAACAUAUCCGUAGAUUAGAAAGGAAAUCUCUAGGGUAUUGUAAAUAUUUACCCAUGUAACAGCUUGAUGAAGAAGCUUUUAAACGAGACUUUAACCGUCUUUUUACUAUCUUGCAUUGUUUCAUUAGGUGGGUGCGCACAGACCACGUGACAAUUGCCGCGCGAAGCAACUCUAUAUGUGGAAAUGCAAACUGAUAACUGAAAGUUGCAGCCUCAAUGCUUCGGGUGAGCACAUCUACACAAACCGAGCUACUUCGCGUAGCAAUUUCCUCGCGAGGCAACUUGUUCUGUGUGGACCCACCUAUUCAGAGAUCUUUUAAUGACAUCUAGCGAUAGUGUAAAUUUAGUUUUGACACAAAUACAUGACUGUGUUUGGUAAAAUUGAAAUGGAAACUGUUACAAGCUUAUUUAGCAAUAAACUUAGACCUUAACUGUAAACUUUCGCUAAUUCGAUAAAAUGCCUCUAGAGAUUUCGCAAUUAAUUCCGUAGUUAUAGUUCCUUUUGUAUUUUUAUAGUGAAUAUAUCCUAUAUGUUGACAUUGUAACAUUGUACUGUAAUUUUGAUAUAUUUUAUUAAGUCAAAAGCUUUAUUAUUGUUAUUUUGUAGCCUUAUUAUUGUGUCAUAUAACUGACAAGAGCUAAUUAUAGUUAGAUUAUAUCUACUUACCCCCUUAUUCAUAAACGUUUACUAAAGUUGACAAGCCGAUAAUAAUCGUUUCUCCCUUUCCAUCAUACCAAUACGUCGGAAAGGGACUAACGAUUAUUAUGGGCUUCUUAACUUUAGUAAACGUUUAUGAAUAAGGGGGUUAGUAUAUAGCCCAUGACAUUUGUUGAUUUGUGUACAACAACGUACAAUGAAAGUGGUAAAUGUGCAAGUUCCCUACUAACAGCAGGCUUAGCACAGGAACGCCGUGACUGUAUUUCUACACAGAUAAUACCUCUACGAGACAGAUCAUAUAACUGUAUUUUAGCACCCAUUGUACCCACUUAUGGUACAGGUGUACCCUAAUUAUGUACGGUGAAUGGGUUACGGCGUUUGAUUCGAUGUCUUCUAUACCUAAUUGUACAGCAUUAGAAAAAUGGUGGGAUCCCAAAAAUACAACAAGGUGUAGGCGUUAAUGGGUUAAUUUGACAGGGAUAGGAUCACUCGCGGGCGAGAUACUGUCGCGGCGCUCAUGUGCUAAGCCGAUUGAAAAUAACUGGGUAUUACGUGUUUGCAAUAAGGUAUAUGAACUUUUAGUUACAGUGAACAGCACAUGACGUAAUAUCUUCUUUGUAGUUUUAGGUACAGGUAUAAAUAGGUACAUUUAUUUACCUAUCUUUGUUAUGUUGACAGCAAGAGAUUGUUUGACUUUCUUAAUGAAGAAUAUUAGAAGAGCUAGCACAUCUGAUCGUUUUAACUUGCUUCAAAUAUAUUGUCCCUCUUUAUCUAGUGAGAAUUUUAUGAGAGAGAUGACGGUAGCGAGUCAAAUUAUUAACAUGUUCAAAGCGGCCUUCUGCGCGUAUUUAGAUUUUUUUAGCCAAAGAAAGUUUAGUUAAAAACUUUUCAUUAGAAUGUAAUGUGAUUUAGAUCUCUUUAAAUUUAAUUUUCGGACAAAGGCUAUAAUAAUGUGUUAUGAAAAUAAAAGAUAAUGUUACUGCUA